Rotaria socialis is the source of this 2091-nucleotide messenger RNA. The record is from the annotation of a GenBank genome assembly. NCBI's taxonomy places the organism in Eukaryota, Metazoa, Rotifera, Eurotatoria, Philodinida, Philodinidae.
AUGUCCGUUGUCCCGUUAGGUUCACCUUUUUUAUCGUCAUCGGGCAACAAUGUUGAUAUUAACUAUGAAAAGGAUUCUUCAAGCGUAUCGUCUCUUAUUGUCGACUAUACUUUAUUAAAUUCAAUCAUUGAAUCAAAUCAAUUUGAAAAAACUCUUGAACUUUAUUCAUUAAUGUUGAACAGUUGUUUGAAUAAUAUCGAAGAAAAAAUCUCUUUUGAGAUAUUUAUUAAUGAAUUUAUUGAAGAAUAUUCUCAAAUUCAAUCAAAUGAAUUCAAAGAAUUAAUUGCAAUAUUUCAAAAUAAAUAUUUUUGUUCAUUUAUAUCUUCAUAUGAUUUAAUUCUUCAACAUUAUUAUCAAGAAAAAAAACUUUCUUCAAAUACUAAAUUUAACGUAUCUGAUAAAAAUAACGACGACGAUCAUCACGAUAAAAUAUCAAGAAAAAAGGAUCAUUGUUCAGAGAAAGAUGAACAAAAUUCAACUGUAUCAAUGUUGUAUUCAACGAAAUUAAUUGAUGAAGAAAAAGAAAAUUCAAAUUAUGCAUCAAAAUUAGCUGAAUAUAAUGUUGGUCGUUUAAAAAUAGUUCGGCUAGAAAAACGUCAAGGUGAACCAUUAGGUGCAACAAUUUCUCGUUUAUCUGAUCAUGAUUAUCAAAUAAUAAUUGCUCGAAUUGUUCAUGGAAGUAUUGCACAAGGACUUUUUUCAAUUGGUGAUCAAUUACUCGAAAUAAAUAAUAUUAAUAUACAAUCUGAAUAUCGUACACUUGAUGAAAUUGUUCAAUUAAUUGAUUCACUUCAUGGAACUAUUUCAUUUCUACUUAUGCCAUGCGAUGAAAUAAAUCACGGAAUACAUAAUCAAGCUUUUAAUCAUAAUCAAGAUGACUCAUCUGUCAUAUAUGUUCGUGCUUUAUUUUCCUAUGAUCCAUAUGAUGAUAUGUAUAUUCCAUGCCGAGAAUUAGGUCUUUCUUUUGAAAAAUAUUCAAUAUUAAAUAUAGUGAAUCGAGAUGAUCCAUCAUGGUGGCAAGCUGUUAUUAUGGAAAAUGAUCAAAAUAAUAAAAAACAACAAUUACCUGGUCUUAUACCAUCAAAACAAUUUCAAGAAAAACGUUUCAAAAUUGUUAAAUGUUUAUUAGAUGAAGAAACAAGUCAUUCAAAAAAGAAAUUUAAAGAUAAAUUCAAUAAAUCAAUUGCAAAACAAACAACAAGACAAAAAAUUCUAACAACAUUCAGUUUUAAUAUCUAUGAGCCAGUUGAAUGGUAUAUACCAAAUGAAUUACAGAAAAGACCCAUUGUUUUAAUUGGAGCUCCACAUAUAGGUCGACAUGAAUUACGACAACGUUUAAUGAAUUCUUCACAAUUAUCAUCAUUAAUCGAUGUUGCUGUACCACACACAACCAGAUUAAAAAAACAAGAUGAAAUCGAUGGACGAGAUUAUUAUUUUAUAACACGAGAACAAUUUGAAAAAGAUAUUUCAAAUGAUUUAUUUGUUGAACAUGGUGAAUAUGAAAAAAAUCUCUAUGGAACAUCAAAAUUAGCUAUUGAAGCGUGCUGUCAUAUAUAUAAUAAAAUUUGUAUUCUUAACUUAUUGCCCGAAGGACUUGAUUCAUUAAAAUAUUCAAAUAUAUUACCUUUCAUUAUUUAUUUAAAAUGUCCAUCAACAAUUGAAAAGCUACGAGAAUAUUUUUAUGUUAAUGAUCAACAAUGGAUAGAAAUUGAAGAAAAAUCUCGUUUUAUUGAACAGAAUUAUUCACAUUUAUUUGAUAAAAUUAUUUAUUUAAAUGAUUCAUUUGAUUAUGUUUUUUCUCAACUGAAAUUUUUAGUUAAAGAUGUACAAACUAAACCUAUAUCAAGUCAUCAAACUGUUUAUUCGUGUAAUACAAGUGUAUCAUGUGAUUGUUUAACGAACUCAGCAACAGUGUCUCGUAUUGUAGGUGGAGAAGAUGCUAGUUCACCUACAUGGGGUUGGGCUGUUUCAAUCCGUAUUGGUGGUAGUAGACUUUGUGGCGGAUCGAUCAUAUCAAGUUUAUGGAUUGUCACAGCAGCCCACUGUGUUGACGGUCGUACAGCGGCUCAGUUCAUUGUGUAUGCUGGAUAA